Messenger RNA from Gamsiella multidivaricata, 496 nucleotides. Its product is annotated as Atp19 h. The transcript has 2 exons. The coding region runs from base 132 to 347 and encodes 71 amino acids. The record is from RefSeq and is a predicted model, not a curated record. NCBI's taxonomy places the organism in Eukaryota, Fungi, Mortierellomycota, Mortierellomycetes, Mortierellales, Mortierellaceae. Gene Ontology annotation, biological process: proton motive force-driven ATP synthesis.
UUUUCUGUUGUUCUAUACGUCAUCGUAGUCCGUUGCGCGGAUGUCUACCGUUAAAAGAAUGAGCCAAAUACAAAGCACUCCCGUUCCUUCAACCCUCAACCCAACCAUCAUCCACCAUCACCUGAAUUACCAUGGGAGCUGAAUACAUCAUCUUUGGUCGCGCCAUCCCUACAUACCAGUUGGCCAUAGCCACCUACGCCCUUGUCGGUGUCCCACUCGCCGCCAAGAAGCUGACCGCUAAGAAGGAGGUCCCCACCAAUGUCAUCCCCGCCUCUUCCCAGGACGAGGAGGCUUUCAUCCGCGAGUUCAUCAAGGCCGCUGAGGAGGACCAGCCCAAGAACGUGUAAACGCAGAUCAGAGCAUUAAUCUCUUGCACAAUCUUCCUGUACCUUUCUCUUUGCCUCUUAACCCACCUCCCCUCCACUCCAUACACUUUCCUUGCCAUGCAAAUAAAAAAGCAGCUGCGAUGCAGUUUUCUGAAUAUCAAUGCCGCCAA